AUACAAAAUGAUUAGCAAUAAUUUUCACUUAAAAAAUGGAUUCUAGAAAAGAAGAGUAAAAUAUUUAAAUAUUGAACUAAGGUGGCUAUUACUUGAUGAAAAUCCAUUUAUCAAAAUAAAUAAGAACUAAAAGUUCAGAUUUUCACGAAAUUAUAUAUUAUGACAUGACAAUUGUUUUGACAUGACAAUUGUUUUGACAACACCGUGUCUUUAUCAAAUGUUUGAUACAUUUGACAUUUGAUAAAGACACGGUGUAAUAUAUAAUUUCGUGAGAAUCUGAACAUUUAGUUCUUAUUUAUUUUGAAACAUUUAAAUAUUGGCGAAAAUAACUAUAGAAGUAAAUAUAUCACCUCCUAUAUAUUUAAUAAGAUAUUAGGCUUACGACCUUCUCCUCAAAUAAAAUGAUCGUCAGUUUUUUUUUCUCGUUUUAUAAACGUUGAUAACCAAAUAUUCACUAAAAAUUACUAACGCCCCCCACCUAUACCAAAAAUUUGAGCUACGAAACAAGUAGAGUUAGAAAUUAGAUACACUGCUUUCCCUAUUUAUCUCCUUUAGCCCUUUCUAAUUCGUGUUAUUGUAAAUGUUUGUUUGGUUAGGUUAGUUGCAUUUAGAUAGCAAAUUUAUAAGAUAUUUUGUUUAUGGAUAGUACCAGGUUUGCCAUGACUAUUUAUACCCUUUCUUAGACAACAAAUAAGUAAAUAAAACAAUACAACUUAAAUAUUAAUUGACAAAUUAAUAAAUUACUAACAUUUUCAAGUAUACACUAACAAAUAAUUCAUUGAAUAGGCAUAUAAAACUUGGUAACAUAUAACACAACUUAGUACAUACUCUCAUCAAAACAGACAACAAAAUUUAUAAUUUAGUAUAUAUGACAUAAAAUGUUAUAUAUUUAACAUUACUUUGUUUCUCAAUUCCCUAUUUAUGUUGCGUCGCAAUGUCUUCUUAGUACCAAAUAGUAUUUUUUUCAAUUUCGCUUUUUUAAUUAUAGUUCUAUAUGUUUCUAUGCAAUAUGUCAAGUCGACUUUAAAUUUCCACUUAUUAGUAAACCUAAAUAUUUGUACUCUUACAAUUUGUAGUACAUUAUUUAAUUUUAAUUCUUUCUUUACCAUUAUACAUAAUAUAUACAUAUCCAGAACUUUACUGAGAAUCCAAAAAUUUAAUAAUAUACAUGGUGUUACAGUUUAAAUUAAGAAAGCUGGUAUUUAUUCCAGAUGAACGGAACACCCUGUAUAUCUAAAAAAUUACAAAAAAAUCUAUGCAAAACUAUGCAACUUUUCUAUUUAACUUUUUUUUCUAUUGUUCAUAGUUUUUAAGUUAAAGGGGAAGGGAACCGUAUUUUGGACACUUUGUACUGUUUUCUGCCACAAGAGUAUAUUGUCCAUAAAUUAUGACAUAUUCCUCAAAAACACACUUGUUUAACAUACUUUUUUAUCAGUUGUUUUGAAUAUAAAUUAUAAUUUUUUUCUUCCUGGUUUGUUUUCUAUUAUACUAAUUAUUUUUGCCUCUCCAGCAAGCAACUUAACCACUAGUGGGCUGACUUAUUUUUGAUCUGAAUGUUUCUUUUAUAAUUCUGAUAUGUUUAUUUACUUCAGCUGAUAGUUCGGCAGUAUCCCUAACCGCGCCUCCAUUCAUGUCUGUUAGUUUGCUUAUGCUUAAUUAUUUGUGUUUUACUAUUACAUAACUUUUUGUUUUCUUUUCAGAAUACUGUUUCUGUAGUUUUCUUAUUAUUUUAUUUUAAAGAAAUCAUUUAUGAUCCAAGAAUUAUCAUUUCUAAUUGUUUUUGUCAUUAUCAUUUGUCAUGUUUGAUAUUAUAUCUUCUAGUUUUUGUUUCCAUGUUUUUUAUCCUUGAUUUUUCUCUGCUAGAAUAUCGUUUUUCGUUAUUAAGGAUUGUAUUUUACAUGAAAUUAAAAUUAUGUUUUUAUUGUAUGUAAAAUUUAAUUGUUUUAGCUGCCAAAUGUCACUCAACACAUGUCAGAGAAGGUAAAAAAUCAAUCUCUGAGCAUCACGUAGUAGAGUCUGAACUUAUUCCCAAAACGACAACAACAAAAUAAAAAUGUCAGGUACUCCGAAAUACUCUGGGAGACCAUCAUUAAGUCAUGCCAGUAGAUCGAUAUUGAUCAAUCUCGACGACAUAGAGCAGCUAGUUACGAUACCACCGGAUGGAGGCUGGGGCUGGGUGGUCGCUCUCUCGGCGUUUCUUGUGAAUUUCAUAUUAGAUGGGACCAUUUACUGCUUCGGAAUAUUUCUGGACGAUAUCAGCAAAGAACUGAAGGUAAAGCCUACUGAUGUGGCAGUUGCGAAUUCUGUUCUGAGUGGAUUUUACUAUUUGGGAGGGCCGUUUGCGUGUGCCGCUAUAAACCGCUUUGGUUUUCGAACGGUUGGCUUUGUUGGCGGAAUACUGGCAACUAUCUCCUUCCUUUGGGCCUCAUUUUUAACAAAGAUACUACCGUUUGUGCUUACCAUCGGCAUAUUGGGAGGAUCGGGGUUCAACUUAAUUUACGCCCCUUCAGCCAUUGUGGUGGGAUUUUACUUUGAGCGAUGGCGAGCGCUCGCAAUGGCCCUGACGCUCUGCGGUACGUCGUUGGGUGUUAUCAUAUACCCACCGCUAAUGAUAACAUUGUUUCGCAAUUACAAUUGGCGGAUUAAAUUUCGAAUAAUCGCAAGCUUUUGUGCGUGUUGCGGACUACUUAUUCUGACAUAUAGACCGAUAAAGCCGACGAAAAUCGGUCCGGCGGUACAGUUUAAUGACUUUUCUAGAGGGAUAUCCGCGGCGACACUGCAACGCGAUUCCGAAGCGAACGCGGGAUUUGCAACCAUUUUUCAAAGACUAAGGAAUACCAUUUUCCCUACAAUAUCUGAAAUUCCCAGGAGCCAUUACACGAGCUUUGAUUCAGCAGGAAGUAGAUCCAGUGAUAUUUCCAGGUUUAUCAUGCAAAGGAGGGACACAGACACUGCGGACAUUCAAUCUACCUUCAUCAAAUGCGAUAGCGAUGAAUGCCUGCCAGCAUCAGAAGCGGAUCAACAAAUUUUUGGAGCAGGAGUGAAAACGCGUUUAAACAAAUGUUGGCAAAGGUUGGCGUUUCUUGACUGUUGCAAAUCCAGCUCAGAGAGUUCCAUAAAUAUUAACAGACCAAUGUACAGAGACGAUAUAUUUUACGCAGGUUCUGUCUACGCCUUGCCUCAGUACCCAAAGGACUCGCAGCCAGUAGACCUACUAAAUCCUUCGUUAAUGUACACAUUGUCUGUAACCCGCGCAGCGACACAAAGAGAUUUGUGGCAAGAAAGGCAAUGCCUGUUGUGCCCUGAAGCAUUCUUAAGAACUUUAGCCACGAUGCUUAAUUUUCAAAUGUUAAAGUCUCCCCCAUUCCUGAUAGUAGUGUUGAGCGGUUUUUUAUCAUUGCAAGGAAUGUACAUCCCAUUCAUUUACAUCGCCGAAAGAGGAGCAGAACUGCAAAUAGAGAAAAGCAAAUGUUACAUGCUCUUGUCCGUAAUUGGAAUUUCGAAUAUCAUUGGGAGAAUAAGCUGUGGAACCGUCUCAUUUUUCCCAAAAUGGGAUGUGAACUGUAUUACUUAUGUAGGCCUGAUUAUUUGUGGCACUGUAACAAUCCUCUCAAGUUUUAUGAAAACUUUCUCGGAGCAAAUCAUAUUCUGUAUUGUGUUCGGAUAUACCAUUGCUACCUUUUCCGUUCUUAGAACCAUACUUUUCGUAGAGUUUUUCGGCUUAGAAAAUUUGACAAAUGCGUUUGGAUUAAAUAUGUUUUUUCAAGCAGUGGCUUCGUUUUCAGGGGUGCCAAUAUCAAACGUUUUAUAUAAAAUAACAGGAACUUUUGUUGCCUCAUUCACAUUCUCUGGGGGUGUAAUUUUGUUAAGUGGACUUUUACUCAUUCCUAUUAGGAGAUUACUAAAAAGAGAGCAAAAUACAAGAAACUAAAGUUGAUACCGUUUUUUGCAUUUGAAAUAGUGCCUUUAUUUAUUGAAAUCACUAUAA
This is a messenger RNA of Cylas formicarius (sweet potato weevil), 3988 nucleotides long. Its product is annotated as monocarboxylate transporter 4-like. The coding region runs from base 2054 to 3931 and encodes 625 amino acids. Gene Ontology annotation, molecular function: monocarboxylic acid transmembrane transporter activity. NCBI's taxonomy places the organism in Eukaryota, Metazoa, Arthropoda, Insecta, Coleoptera, Brentidae. The record is from RefSeq and is a predicted model, not a curated record. The transcript has a single exon. Gene Ontology annotation, biological process: transmembrane transport; monocarboxylic acid transport.